AUGUCAACUUUACUUAUUUUUUCAAAAAAUACCAAGAAUAUUAAUUCUCUGAUAAUAAAAAAUUUCAUAGAGAAUUUGAAGUAUUCUCCUAAAACUUCAACUUUUAAUCGUAAUUUUUUCGGUACACCAAAAUGUUCAGGAGUCAAACUUCCAAAUAAGCCUUUAAAUCCAAAUAUAAACAUUCCUGUUGAUAGUUAUUUAUUAGCAAAAAAAAUCAAAAAUAUGAAUGACAAAGGAAGAUUAGAUGAAGCAAUAACAUUGGUAACUUUGGCAAAGAAAGCAGCACAAUCAGAAGUUGUAUGGAAUCAUUUGAUAGAUUUUAGUGUACAAAAUAAAAGAUUAAAAUUAGCAUUUAAAUUAUAUAAUGAGAUGAAACGUCGUGGUUUGCAUCCAAAUGAUAUGACCUUUACCAUCCUUCUGAAUGGAUUAGCAGAAAAUGGAACAUUUAAAGAUAAUCCAGUUCAAUUAAAUGUUAUUCAUGUGAAUUGUUUUUUAAAAGUAUGUGCACUUUCCAAUAAUUAUGAAGCAAUCAAAAUUCACUUUGAUGAAAUAAUGAAAAUUCAAUCCGUACAUCCAAAUCAUGAAACGUUCACCAUCAUAUUAAAUUCAUGUGCAAAACAAGGAAAAAAUGGGUAUGAGACGGCAUUACGAGUAUGGAAUCAUAUUUGUAAUCAGAUCGAGAAACAACACCAGCCACAGCAUCGUGAGUAUGACGUUAGUUGGGGUCCAACUUCUAAACAACAAUUAGACAAAAAAGGGUUGAUAUUGGAUGAUGAAUUAGUAAGGUCCAUGAUGUUAGUGUGUAAAAACUCUGACCAGUAUCAAAAAGGAUUUGAUAUACUUGGCGAUGUUUAUGGAUUAGGUGUUUCUUUCAUUGAAAAAUCGUCACGUAAUAAUGCUAGCAAUGCAUCAUCAUUGUCAAGGUAUCGUCUUGAAAUGAGCCGCAAAGCAUUUGAUGUUAUGCUUGGAUUAUGUCUAAAAUCCGAAGAGUAUAAGAAAGGAAUCCAACUAUUUGAUGAGGCAAUGUUUAUGUUUCCAAAAUUGCAGCCAGACAUUUACAAUUUUCACAAGUUGAUUUAUUUCUAUAAUGAAACAAAAAAAUACGAGGAAGCAAUUAAUGUUUACAAUACAAUUCGCAAAAGAAAUCUACGGCCAAUAAUCGAAACUUUUGAUUUAUUAUUGAAUGCAUGUAAUCGGGCAAAUGAUUGGCAUAGCGGUAAAAAAUUGUUUAAUGAAAUGAUCGAGUUGGGAAGAAUGAAUAAUCAUAGUAGAUUAAAAAUUGAUCCACACGUGUUGAGUCUGAUGUUAGAAUUGACAAUUAAAAGAUAUAAGCGUAGUGGUGGUGAUGAUUUACGUGAUUUGAUUUGGUUGUUGACUAUAUUUGAUAAUAUAAAUGUUCGGAACCUUGUUAAUAGUCAAGAUAAAUUAAUAGAAAUGAACAAUAAAAGAUUCCUAAGAACUAUCACUGAAGCAUAUCAUAUAGCACUUAAUGAUAAAUCUGGUGGAGUGCCACCCGGGAAAAAAGAAAUUUGGACUCUUUAUUUUAAGUCUUAUAAUAAUAAAGUAAAUGGAUUAGAAAAUACUCAUUAA
Messenger RNA from Entrophospora sp. SA101, 1590 nucleotides. The record is from the annotation of a GenBank genome assembly. Lineage: Eukaryota; Fungi; Glomeromycota; Glomeromycetes; Entrophosporales; Entrophosporaceae.